Molecule: messenger RNA, 1061 nt
Organism: Impatiens glandulifera
Lineage: Eukaryota; Viridiplantae; Streptophyta; Magnoliopsida; Ericales; Balsaminaceae
Product: ethylene-responsive transcription factor RAP2-12-like
Exons: 2
Coding region: 37-837 (266 amino acids)
Biological process (GO): regulation of DNA-templated transcription; ethylene-activated signaling pathway
Molecular function (GO): DNA binding; DNA-binding transcription factor activity
Source: RefSeq, a predicted model, not a curated record
AAGUUGCGUAAAAUCAUACUAAAAGAUCUUAACACCAUGUGUGGAGGUGCGAUCAUUUCUGAUUGCUUACCGGCGCCGACGAGUUCUCGCCGGUUAACCGCCGACUUCCUUUGGCCGGCCACCGGCGUGAAUAAGAGUCUUAGCAAUUACUGUUAUAGUUCUGCUCGAUCUCAGGAUGUGGACGAUGCUUUUGAGGCUGAUUUUCAGGAUUUCAAGGAUUAUCAUGAAGAUGAAGAACAGGAUGUUAAACCGUUUGCUUUCUCUGCUUCUUCUAAGUCUGAAACCUGUGUAAAAAGGAAGAGGAAGAGUGAGUACAGGGGAAUUCGUCAGCGGCCAUGGGGUAAAUGGGCUGCUGAAAUCCGUGAUCCAAAGAAAGGAGUUAGGGUUUGGCUUGGAACUUUUAACACUGCAGAAGAAGCUGCAAGGGCUUAUGAUGCUGAAGCUAGAAAGAUCCGUGGCAAGAAAGCUAAGGUUAACUUCCCUGAUGAAACUCCACCUAAUUCCUUCACUAAACCAUCAUCGAUCAAGAACACUCAGAUGGAUCAAGGAAUAAAAUCCUUUGAUUAUUGUGGAGACUAUAAUGCUAAGACACCUGAAAUAUCAUCCAUUAUCUUCAUGGAUGAUGUUGAGCCUGUUGAGGAGAGUUCUAUGACUAAAUUCUCUGAGAAUCUCAGUGAUUUUGAAUCCGAAAUGAAAUUCUUCCAGAUCCCAGAUCCUGAAAUGAAUUGGGAGUUUCUCAAUAAUAAUGGGGAGAUGAUUAUUGGCCAGGAUGGUGGGGAUGUUAUGGAUCUUUGGACCUUUGACGAUUUCCCAAAUGUCACCGGAGUUUUCUUCUGAAAUCGGUAUUUCUGCUCCCUCUUUGACUAUCUUCUGUAAAUAAUGCUCUGCUUUAUGUUAGUAAACGUGUGUUUGUUAAAGGAGUUGAUCAUACGUUCAAUUGCCUUUAGUUGUAUUAGAUAACUAUGUGAAUCUCAACUUCAUGUUUGUCUUUAUGGAUGUUGUUGUUUUGAUGUUCUAACUUGGUAUCAUAGAGAAUAAACACAUUCGAGAAAAGCUUUGGA